This is a messenger RNA of Oncorhynchus keta (chum salmon), 3495 nucleotides long. Its product is annotated as zinc finger protein 385A-like. NCBI's taxonomy places the organism in Eukaryota, Metazoa, Chordata, Actinopteri, Salmoniformes, Salmonidae. The coding region runs from base 506 to 1888 and encodes 460 amino acids. The record is from RefSeq and is a predicted model, not a curated record. The transcript has 8 exons. Gene Ontology annotation, molecular function: zinc ion binding; nucleic acid binding. Gene Ontology annotation, cellular component: nucleus.
UCUGGUGGGAUUAGCUGCUGGAAUCCCCUGCAUUUGUUUUGUUUUCUCACCGGGGCGAAAGCGAGAAGGAGGGAGGGAGAAAGAGCGAAACGGAGGGAGGGAGGGAGGAAAAGAUGUGUUUGUGGUCUCUUUUCCACAUGUCCCACAUUGCUAACGUCCGUAGCGUGAGGUAUGCGCUUGCAUACGUUUCUGCUCUGACUCUCGGAAUUGGCCAGAAUCUUUGAAAUGUCUGGAUCUUUUUUUCUCCUCGCAUCCUCUUUUUGUCAUGCUGGCCUUCCACUGACCAGCGAUGUAUUAUGUCUUAAACCCCUGAAAAGUUUCAAGCCAGGAGGGAUUUCACGCAGGAAAUAGUUCCAGUGGAGGUGCUGUGCAGUUGGACUGGGACUGAACUGAGGGUUGGUGUUGCUAACCAAGAACAGAGGGGAGGACUCAGAGAAAGAGAAAAAGAGUGAGGAAGAGAGAGAGAGAGAGAGAGAGAGAGAGAGAGAGAGAGAGAGAGCUGGCAAUGUGGUCUUCAGGAGGUAUAAACCGUGCGGGGGCGAUGCCUGCGUUCCUGCGGACCCCCACUAUGAUCCAGCCACACCUGGAUAUGAAGCCCUUCCUGCAGUUCCCCAUGGACACAGCUCCACCACAACACAGCAUGGGCCUGUUUCACAACUUCAACACCGUGAGUAGUAUAUACAAAACCAUGGACCCAGUUCAGAAGGCGGUGAUUAACCAUACCUUUGGCGUUCCGCUGGUGAAGACCAAGAGGCCCAUCAUCUCCUGUAACGUGUGCCAGAUACGCUUCAACUCUGAGAGCCAGGCAGAAGCCCACUACAAAGGCAACCGCCACGCCCGGAGAGUCAAAGGCAUCGAGACCUCCAAGAGUCGCCCCCAGGAGGGUGACAAGCCGGCCCCACCUGUCCCCCCCUCCCCGUCCGACCCCAGUGGACCCCAUACAGGCACCUCGGACAUCAGCGACCCCUGCAACGCAGACGAACCGCGCCCUCUGUCGUCACAGUUUAAUGGGGGACCUCUGCUGGCCCUGACUGGGCCCCUACACCCCCUGCCUCCCCUCUCCACCUCUCCCACCACCGACUCCCCCCUUGCCCCCUCUGUGUGUCCCAUGCUGACCUCCCCCACCCUCACCCCUCUUCCUCUGCUCCCCCAAUCCUCUGACUCUCCCCUGGCUUUCGGCACCACCAACCCAGACCAGAGUGGUGGUCCAGUGGCCCCUGUUGCUCCUGGGGCCCCGGCCGGCCCAGAGACAGAGGAGGACAAAGCUAAGAAACUCCUCUACUGCUCACUCUGCAAAGUAGCCGUCAACUCCCUUUCACAACUGGAGGCUCACAACAAAGGCACCAAACACAAAACUAUCCUGGAGGCUCGCAGUGGGCUGGGUCCCAUUAAGGCGUACCCUCGACUGGGCCCCAAACUCCCAGGGGAGCUGGGAGGGGGGCCGCUGGACCCCAACACUCAGGAACGCACCUUCCACUGUGAGAUUUGCAACGUGCGGGUCAACUCCGAACUGCAGCUCAAGCAGCACAUAUCUAGUCGAAGGCACCGGGACGGAGUGGCAGGGAAACCCAACCCACUCCUCAGCCGACACAAGAAGCACAGGGGGGCUGACCUCACGUCCUCUCUGACCUUCUCUAAGGAUCUCUCCAAAUGUUUGGGCGCUGGGCUCUUGCCCAGUCCCCUGGCGGUUGCCGCAGCGAUGGCCGCCGCCGCUUCCUCAAACCACCAAUUGGCUCAGCUUCGCGCCGCAGCAUCUUCCGUCCACCACCCCUCGCAUCACCACCACCACCACCUAUUACAGGGCCCGCCUCUCAGCCACGCCAUCCUAAGACCCGCCCCCGGACCCAUGCGUACCUCCCACGGGCCAAUCCUCUUCUCUCCUUACUGACUCCACCCCCCUCCACCUCGGCCAGUCAGGAGCAGCCACUCCAAAAGCACACUGUGAAGAAAAUAAUCAAAAUAAAUGACAAACAGCAAUUGGUAGGUUAAACAAAUCAUCGGUGAACAAAUCAAACGUAAAAAACAUCUAGAGGAGUAGAAAAGAAAGGGAAGAGGGUACCCUGACCUGAAACUCUCCCUCCAUCUCAUAGACUUGUGCCUGCGAGUGAUCGACUGAUGGAGAGAGAGAGAGAGAGAGAGAGAGCGAUAAGAGGAGCGAUACACAGUAUGCAUUGGAUAGACUCCCCUGUUCUUCUCUCACCUCCCCACCUCCCUCUCCCCCACACACUGUGAGAUCCAUCACUGCAUACAGCGAUAGAACAAACUGAUGAGACUGAUUGCGCACACACACACACACACACACACGCACACACACCCCUCCACUGCAGCUAACUAUUCCAGUGCAGUAUGCGCUGGGCCACACUAUAAGUAUGUAUGGUUUCCUCAUCAUUCUUUAACGUGCACUUAGUCUACUAUUCACCUCCACCUCUUCCUAUGCACCUCCAAACCAAGAGAAUAUUGUUACUAUAGUAUGCCAGUACAGUAGGCUAGCUGCUUUUCAGUGGUCUUCUUCGCUAUUAUAAACGUGUGUAGCCAUGUAUAAGUAUAGCAAUAUUCCACAAUACUGUACAUUUCUCCUCCCGCUCUCGGGGGCACAAACGAAACAGGCAACCUUGUUCCCCAUUUGUGGGUGACCCCUAGGCUCUCUUCCUAUUGGUGGACCUAUAGGUCCUUGUUAGAGUAUUACUGUGGGUGACAACAGGAUUGGGAUGGUCACGUCUUGAUGUGGGACGCGUGGGGGCGGGGCAGAGGAGAGAAGAGAACAGGACUGUAAAGGUGAUUGUGAAAAAAGGUGCUAUCUAGAACCUAAAAGGGUUCUUUGGCUGUACCCGUAGGAGAACCCUUUGAAGAACCCUUUUUUGGUUCCACGUAGAACACUUUCCACAGAGGGUUCUACAUGGAACCCAAAAGAGUUCCUCUAGAACCAAAAAGGGUUCUCCUAAUGGGGACAGAGUGUAGGGUGAUUAUGGGGGAGAGAAAGGAGAGAGGGGUAAGAGAGGAGAAAGGGAGCAGGACUCUGGGUUACUUUGUGGCAGGGCUAGGUGAGAGGACGACCAGCGUGGGUCACUGUAUAUCUAGACCCAGGGGCACUGUGGAGGAGGCGGAGACACGCUGGCGUUUGAAAAUAGAUUUUAACAACAAAGAUGGCUGCAGGGGGGGGAAGUGUGUCAACCACCAUAACGAUCACAGCUAAACCUCUCCACAGGAUAGGAGAGCGCGAGAACAGAGAGAGGAGCUAGAGCAGAGGAGGCGUGCAUUGGUUCAUACUGCCCCUUUAACACAGUAACCUGGAACCUUGCCAUAUACUCUAACUGGUAUUCUGCAUCUACUACUCAGUGAGACCGCAAUGUGAGUCUUAGACCUCAAAGUACAACCACACGAGAGUCUGUUCUCGUGUGCGUUUGUGUGUGUCCCCGAGAGCGUGUGGAGAGAAUGAUUUGUGUAUCUGUGAUAAAGCACAGGGUUCCGGAUUCCAUCCACCUAUGCAACCCCCCA